Candidula unifasciata is the source of this 492-nucleotide messenger RNA. Lineage: Eukaryota; Metazoa; Mollusca; Gastropoda; Stylommatophora; Geomitridae. The record is from the annotation of a GenBank genome assembly.
AUGGCAUACAAAGCUCAUAAUGAUUAUGAUAAUCAGGCGGUCCUGAAUUCCCUUGAGCCAGGAGAUCGUGUGGAGUUCGAAAGAACUUUUUAUAGCCACUGGGGAAUUUACAUUGGUGAUGGAGAAAUCAUUCACGUUAAAGGAAACAAAGGUGAAAAAGCUGAGGUCAAGCGGGAAAGCUUUUGGAAUGCUGUAAAAGAUGGUCUAGCAAAAAAGAACAAUAGCAAAGAUGCAGAUUGGAGGCCCCUAGAACCUGAGGACAUUGUUGAAAGAGCCAAGUGGUUGAUUGGAAAAUGGGAAUAUGAUGUUGUUUCAGAAAAUUGUGAACACCUUGUGAACUGGUGCAGAUAUGAUGUAAAAGUAAGCGAGCAGGUUGACAACUUUAUUGAAAACAUGUUGAAACUCCUUGUGGCUGCUGGAUCGAUUACUUUAGUUACCGUUGGAGGUGUGGCUAUUUACAAAAGCUGUCAACCUAAAAAAGAAAAAAAGUAA